Molecule: messenger RNA, 1485 nt
Organism: Camelus dromedarius (Arabian camel)
Lineage: Eukaryota; Metazoa; Chordata; Mammalia; Artiodactyla; Camelidae
Exons: 5
Coding region: 19-357 (112 amino acids)
Source: RefSeq, a predicted model, not a curated record
UGCAAUCUAUACUCAACCAUGGAACCAGAUAAAGCAGCAGCAUCCAGCCUCUGUACUGAUGGUCAUUCUUUGCCAGAGGAAUUGCAUGAAAUAAAUACAGAGUUUUGUGACGAAAGCAUAACAUACUCAGAAGUCAGAGUUCAUGGUUCUUCAAAUAUUCAGGAGAAAAAGAAAAAGAAAAAGAAAAAGAAAAACGAGUCUCUGUGGUGCCUCGCUGCAGUGGCCUUUGCCUUGCUUUAUUUAAUCGCUCUGGUAGUCGCUGCAAUGAUGACAGCCAAAGUUUUCUGUCUAGAAGAGAUUCUGAAUACAGAGGAAUCCAAGCACCAAAAUAUCACUGCACAUUGCAAAAUAAUAUAGCAAAGCAGAAGGUAACGUCCUUCUCUGAAGAAAACAGAUAUUCUAUUUCUGCUGGAAAUAAAAUCUUGGCAGCAAGGAAACUGUUCUGAAGCAAUGAGUUCCAGUCUUAUCAAGACAAAUAGCAAGGAAGAAUUGGAAACAUGUGGCAAUAAAUUCCUUCCUAUGUUUUCCUAUACAGAAAAUAAUUACAGAGACGAUUUAACAUUUUGUGCUUACUCAAGUGUGCUAAACUCAACAUAUUAUAAUAAUUGGAGAUCUUUUAAUCAAACCCAAAAUAUGAGCUUAAAUGAUUAUGUGAUUUUUAAAUUGUAAAUAUAUUUGCAUAUAGAAGUAAAUGCUAAUAUAUUAAAAUUUCAGACCUUGGUAAAAAAAUGGGGGGGGGGGACCAUAAAGAACAUACAAACUAAAGGGUACUCAGUCUCAACUGGCACUUUAAAAAUACCUAACAUUUAUUGAUUGAUUCUAAUAUUCACGAUACUGCUUUAGUGUAUCAUAAGGCAUAUACUGCCCCAGUACUCCUAUGAGACAGCACUAGUAUGAUUGUUGUCAUAUUAAUAAAGAAACUGAGGCCCAGAGAGGAUGCGAACAUUUUCCAAAGUUGUGUAACUAGUAAGAAAUAGAAACAUGAUUUAAGCCAAGAUAGUUUCACGCUAGAGGGCAUGCAUGUAACCACUAUGCUGGAUUAAAAAAUCACAUCCAAUCACGUUACAAGAAUAUUGCUUCUUUAGAAAUAGUCAGGACUGCAGAUUUGCAUCUGGAUAUAUCUUUCAGAGAGGAACAAAUGAGAAAAAGAACUUUCAAGAAUAAAAUAUUAUAAUAGCUUUUCAUAAAGAAUGACUAUUUCUAUACUAUCCUCUGAAUGAUGAAAAAAUAAAGACAUUAAUAGAAGUGAUUUUUUUUCCCUUUAGUAGACUCCAGCAAGUUUAAAGAAUAUAGGUCUCCUUUAUAUCUUAGUUCUCAUCCAUUAUGUGACUGUUGCCUCUAUGUUGUUUCUUUUUUCCCCAUUGCAUACAAGGUCUGUUAUUUCCUUUAAUAAAGACUUCAGUCCAUAUCAGUAAUGGUAAAUUGAUGGCACAUAUGUUGGUAAUUUCUAUAUGACGAUCUUGGAAGACACUCUUCAUAAUUACA